AUGUCUGAUCCAUCAAUAUACACGAUUGGCUGGAUCUGCGCCAUAGUUCCCGAUUUUGUCGCAGCCCAGCUCUUCCUCGACGAGGUCCACGAAGAGCCUCGAUCGCUGUCCAGAAACGACAACAACUCGUAUAAGCUCGGGCGUAUGGGCAAGCACAACGUCGCGAUCGCGGUUCUUCCUCAUGGCGAAUAUGGAGAAAGCUCGGCGGCAGUGGUCGCUCGAGACAUGAUCCAUACAUUUGUAAACAUAAGGGUAGGGCUUAUGGUCGGCAUCGGCGGCGGAGCUCCUAGUCCCAGAAACGACGUUCGUCUAGGCGACAUCAUUGUCAGCUCCCCGGCUGAGGGUUAUGGCGGCGUGCUUCAGUACGACUUUGGCAAAUCCAUCGAGGGUGGAAAAUUCGAGAUGACUAGAACGACAUCUUGA
Molecule: messenger RNA, 423 nt
Organism: Colletotrichum fioriniae
Lineage: Eukaryota; Fungi; Ascomycota; Sordariomycetes; Glomerellales; Glomerellaceae
Source: RefSeq, a predicted model, not a curated record